Messenger RNA from Halteromyces radiatus, 399 nucleotides. RefSeq lists its product as uncharacterized. NCBI's taxonomy places the organism in Eukaryota, Fungi, Mucoromycota, Mucoromycetes, Mucorales, Cunninghamellaceae. Gene Ontology annotation, molecular function: oxidoreductase activity. The transcript has a single exon. The record is from RefSeq and is a predicted model, not a curated record. Bases 1 to 399 code for a protein of 132 amino acids. Gene Ontology annotation, cellular component: mitochondrion.
AUGUCCUUCCGACCACCGAAGACUUUACCAAUACUUUCCAUCUUCCACAAUGCACAACUACCAUUAUCUCGGCAGGCAUUGAGUUUGUUACAAAGCCGGCAACAACGACCAAGUGGGGAAGACGUGUACCGCGUAGAUAUCAUUGGCACCGAUACAUUACCAACCAAGGAUCAAUUACAUCAAAUGGCAUCCUAUCUUCAUGGCUGGCAACCACUGUUGGCCAAGACAGCAACUUCACCAAGCAAUAUCCAGGAUGCGCAAGACUUGUUAUUGAACGAACCAACUGCACUCAAUCGUCCCAUUGUUGUUGACUGGUCAAACGGAAAAGCUGCCGUUGGUGAUUCUUCUUUGGAUACAAUUGAAACUCUUUUACAACAACGACUGAAAUCAAAGAAAUAG